This is a messenger RNA of Punica granatum (pomegranate), 1615 nucleotides long. The record is from RefSeq and is a predicted model, not a curated record. NCBI's taxonomy places the organism in Eukaryota, Viridiplantae, Streptophyta, Magnoliopsida, Myrtales, Lythraceae.
UGGAACAUUUUCAACCAUAAAAACAGACGGAGAACAAUAAAUCACUGAUCAUAAGAAUCUCUUUACCUUCCAUGAUGGAAGCUUCACCGCUGUGAGCAGAUCAGCAUCUCGUCCUACUUGUUCACAGGAGAGGAUUUCCCGGAAAGACGGGUUUGGAAAUUAUGGGGUUCGGGGAUCUGUUUCUUGUUGCUCUAGAACCUGUCCUGAAGGUGCUGAUAAUCACCGGAGUUGGCUCCUUCCUCGCUCUCAAGCGUAUAGAUCUCUUGGGACCUAGCGCGAGGCACCACCUCAAUAAUAUUGUAUACUAUGUGUUUGGUCCUGCUAUGGUAGCGAGUUACUUAGCCGAAACGAUCACAAUGGAAAGUCUGUUGCAGCUAUGGUUUAUGCCCGUGAACAUCCUGCUCACAUUUGUAAUCGGGUCCAUACUCGCAUGGAUGCUGAACAAAAUAGCAAGAACUCCUCAACAUUUACGGGGACUCGUUGUCGGCUGCUGUUCGGCAGGAAAUUUGGGGAACUUGCUUCUGAUUAUUAUCCCGGGGGUCUGCAACGAGUCCAAUAGCCCGUUCGGAGAUCCAUCACUCUGCACUGCUUCGGGAAAUGCUUAUGUUUCACUAUCCAUGGCGAUAGGCGGGAUUUAUAUCUGGUCCUACGUAUACAUCAUAAUGAGAAUAUCGAUCAAUAAGAACAUCAACCCUGACAAGAGCGGGGAGAAUGUCGAAUCAUCUCCCAGGGAAAUCUCAGGAAGCUCUACUGAGAGUUCAACAGAACCUCUUCUUCCUUCGGUUGUCUGUGAAUCUAACUCUACCGUAGUUCAAUUGCCUCAUGAAGAAUCGUCGGAAAAGGUUUCGGUUGGUUGUAGAUUUAAGCAGAAGAUUAGGGGGUUUAUGGGAGAAAUCAACCUGAAGAUGCUGUUUGCCCCAUCAACGAUUGCAGCGAUUUUCGGGUUUACCAUUGGAACGGUCCCUCUGUUGCGAAACGCAGUUAUUGGCGAUGAUGCCCCUUUGCGGGUGGUGGAAAGUUCGAUAUAUUUACUCGGAGAGGCUUGUAUCCCCGCUUUAACACUGAUCAUCGGAGCGAACCUCCUCAAAGGUUUAAGAAGCUCAGGAGUUGGCGCAAUGGUAGUGCUGGGGAUAAUACUUGUUCGGUAUGUUGCAUUGCCCCUGAUAGGCAUUGUUGUUAUUAAAGCCGCCCGUAGCCUCGGACUGGUUGGGGCAGACUCGUUGUAUCAGUUCAUUCUCAUGCUCCAAUUCGCCCUUCCACCAGCAAUGAGCGUCGGUACCAUUUCUCAAUUGUUCGAGGCAGGUGAGAGCGAAUGCUCGGUCAUUAUGCUAUGGACCUACGUGGUGGCUGUUCUCUCAUUUACACUUUGGUCGACGUUCUACAUGUGGCUCGUGGCCUGAAUCUUCUUAACCUUUAUUUGAAAACAAUUUUGUUCACUUCUCGAUUGGCUACCAUGGCUCCAUUUCUUUUUCCAGCAUGAGCCUUAUUCAUGUCACAAUCGCCGUAGUUAGAUCAAAACAUAAUGCAAGAGAUGAUUGUACUAUAGUCUAUACGUAUCUUACUAUCAGCUUGCUGUUCGAUAUGCCCGUAACAAUAAUACAGUUGCUUUCCGAUA